Molecule: messenger RNA, 6446 nt
Organism: Asterias rubens (European starfish)
Lineage: Eukaryota; Metazoa; Echinodermata; Asteroidea; Forcipulatida; Asteriidae
Product: Fanconi anemia group D2 protein-like
Exons: 39
Coding region: 852-5165 (1437 amino acids)
Biological process (GO): double-strand break repair involved in meiotic recombination; mitotic intra-S DNA damage checkpoint signaling; homologous chromosome pairing at meiosis
Cellular component (GO): condensed chromosome; nucleus
Molecular function (GO): DNA polymerase binding
Source: RefSeq, a predicted model, not a curated record
UUUAUUUUUUUUUAGCAACUUCGAUGACUAUAAUUGAGUCAAAAUGUUCACAGAUUUUUUUUUUUUGCAUUAUAAUAUUCUGGAUAGGAUGCACCAAGUGGUGACGUAGUUAUGACUUACAUUUUGUUGCUUGCCAAAGCACAUAUCCGGCAAAUUGUGUUCCUGUAGUACAGGCUAGAAUUGCCAUUCCUUAAAUUUUCCCGAUUUCUUAAAGAAUUCCCUUUUUAAAAUAAAUUUAGGCCCAUGAUGAAAACAUUUCUCCAUUGGAAAGCACUCAGUGGCACUUUUGAUGUACAAGGAAAAAAUUGUGUCCAGUAGUGGGGUUAACUUAUUCCAUAUAAUUAUAAUAACCCCAUCCUAAUGAUAAUGAUGAUGAAUAUUUUGACCUAAAUAUGCCUUAAAGCAACUCCAUAAACAGUGCUUAUCGGUCGGCGCAGAGAACAAGAGGGUACCACAUAAAUAAAGUCAUUUUGCAAAUGUUUCAUAUAAAGACGAUUUGGGGAGUUUGUCUUUUCGAUAAAAGAUUGGAUUCUGAAAAAAUGAUAGAUGCGAAAGACCGCGAUCGCCACAUAAAUAUUUAUCGCCUCUUUGGCACACUAUACACAUCGCGGUUUGGAGUAUAGUCGGGUGCUCGUUAAAUCACGGUAUCCAGACGUUAAUUCCAGGCAUUCGUCCUACACCGCGGAAUAUGACUGAUCGAUGAUGUGUGAACUGUAUGAAUGAUUGCCGCGUACAGGGACUUCCCCUCAGCAACCACUCCAGCUUGAUCUGCUGUGAAUCUGUUCCGAAAACUACGACAUAAUCUCAAAUUAUCAGUCUUUUUUUAGGAAGUUUGCUGCAACAAAGCCAAGAUGGGAAAAGCUAAGACCAAGCGAAAAAGUGCUUCAACUCAUGCUUCCCCAGGUCCUAAGAGAAGCAAGAAGAACACUGGAAGCACAGUGAUUGAUAAGCCUGUACCAACACCACUGGUAGAUGACUCAACUUUUGGUGAGAUGGUGAAGCAUGCAGGUUUCGUGCUCAUGUCUGGUGACUUUCCCAAUGAGCUCAGUGUUGAUCAAGCCAUGUUCCAGUUGAAUCUUGGUAAAGCAUUGAAGCAUUCGGCAGAUCAAAAACAGGUCAUAGAGGAAUUCACAACUGGAAUUCAAAAUCACAUUGAAGAUCCUGUAAGAUUUAAAUACAGCUUAUUGCCGACAGCAACAGCUACUGAUUGUGAGAGUGCAAGAAGUGGAAGUCAGGACAGUCUCAUGCGAUUGUUACUUGGAAUUGACGAAUUUCAGCCUUCCCUGGUCAACGUGCUGCUGGAAAAACUUCCAGAAUUCAUGGAGGACCAAGAUAGCAUGUUUGACUACACAGAAGCUUCCAAUCUACCACGACUCAUUCUGAACCAGUUCCGCUGGUUGGACAGAGUGCUGAAUAGCCAGGAGAUGACUGAUAAGAUGUUAGAGAUGGUCAGUGUUUCCUCAGUCUCCGUUCAGCGAGAGAUUAUCUCUUGCAUUCCAGAGGUGGUCAGUGACAAGGAGCAUACGUCAGUCGCCACUAAGCUACAGGAGUUACUACUGAGUAGCAGUGACCUCACCGUUCCCAUCCUGGAUGCACUCACUAAUCUCAAUUUGACCUCUGACCUGAUGAUUGAGGUGCGUAAUGCUGCAUUGCAGACCCUGGUAUCGGCAGAGCUUGAAGACCACCCUGUUAUUAUUAAGUUCAUCCUACAGUCAGUCAAGAAGGAUGAUGCAGUAGAGGUUAUCAGUGAGCUUAGGAAUAAUCUAGAGUUUACUUCGAGCGUCACUGAGAGGUCGUCAUCUUCCCAACUCCAUUCCAAACAAAGAGGGUCCAACAGUAAAACCAAUGACAGCACUUUACUUAUCUUGGACUCCAUCAAAACCAACAUGCGCUUCCAGAAAGUCGUCACUGGGGGCUGGGUUAAGGCAAUAGAGAAUGUACCCACUGCUUCCGAACACAAGGUAGUGGAUAUAUUCAUCCUGUUGAUUGCCCACUCCAUUGCUGCCAAUCGGAAGAAAACUGUGGAGAGUUUGUUCCGAGCCAAAGUACGCUCUGGCUUCUUCACGGAAGGUCUUCUUGAAAAAGCCUUCAGCUCUCAUGCACAGGUGUUACGAGACUACUUUCCAUCGAUUCUGUCCCUAGCGAGUGUAUUGCUUCGUUCACCAGAGAAAUCGGUCGGUCUCUUUGCCUGCUCAAUCUACCGUCAGGCAUUCCUUGCAUUUGAUAUGUACUGCAAACAGGAGGUAAUUGGCUCUAUUGUAGCCCACAUUGGUAGUGGCCUUGAAGGAGAGGUCGACGCAGGCUUAGAUGUCUUACUUAGUCUGGUUGACCAAAAUGCUAGUGAAGUCGCCCCUUUUACCAUCUUCAUAAAGGGUGUGUUGGACUACUUGGCCAAUCUAUCCAUGCAGCAGAUCCGCAAGCUGUUCUCCGUUCUGGCUGCUUUGGCCUUUAGGAAUGUCAGUGAUAACCCAUCCAUACAGGAUGAGCUUCACAUUGUCAUCAGGAAACAACUCUCCAACAACAACCCUAAAUACAAACGAAUCGGUGUGAUUGGUUCCCUCAUGAUUGUACUCAACAUGGCGUACCGUUCAGGCACUGACCAAGAGGGAAAGCUCUCCAGCGACGCAUUCAGUGGGGUGAAAUCUCUUAUUGAGAUGGUGAGGAGUAGCAGUAACGGAAUGCCUGAAGCAUCUGCUUUAUUCCUUGACGAGCUAGCCACCAUCAUGGAGGAGAGACAGUUACAUCCUGAUGUAGAGGAGUAUAUUGGUGAGGUGUUUUUGAAUGACUUUCAAGACGACUUUGUUGUUGACAUUCAGGCAGACAACGUCUCUGGAAAUUACUCCUUGCCAUUGAAGGAGGAAUUUGGUUUGGAGGCGGAGGAAUCCCAAGGUGGGGUUGCGAUUAAUUUACUGCCUCUACUCAGUAAAGCUGAGAGGGCUCAUCUCAACCUCGGCUCCUUAGUCAGUGGCGACUCGGAAACUGAAAGUACCCAGACUGUCUCCCCUCUAUGCAUGGCACCUCACUUCCGCCUUCUAAGAAUCUGUGAGCAAGUUCAGCACGACGGUGACCUGGAGGGCAUUGACGCACUCCUUGGAUGUCCCUUAUACACCGUCAGUAACAACGUCUUCUCAAACGUUGCUUCCUUGAACAAACAGGAGAGAGAAAUGCUCUGCACUUGCCUGUUUCUGACUAUCAAUUGGUUUAGAGAGGUCGUGAAUGCAUUCUCAGGACUAACUGAUCCAGACAUGAGAGGCAAGGUUCUCGCUAGACUCCGCAACAUCACCGAGGUGCAGAAACACAUCCAGACUUGUUUGGAAGAAACACCUGGUUUCAUUCCACCCGUGGCAACCUUUGACAGUGAUUCUAUCCAAUCAAGCCCCUCUGGCAAAAGAGGACGGAAAACAAAAGAGAAGAAGAAGAAUGCAGCUGUAUCGUUGGACGACAGUAUCACUGGCCAUUCAAGCACCCAGAAUACAUCCCUAGAUACAACCCAGAGUAGAUCACCAGAGAAAGAGCCAACGACCGAGAAUGGGAAAGCGUUCCCCUCGGUUGACUUGGCCCAGUACAGGACACACUUCAGGGAGCUAGACAUCGAAGUCUUUAAUAUCCUCGGUUGUGGUCAGGUAUCCAGAAGGGUGGUGGAUUCUGACUUGCACACACAGGAAGAAGUUGUGCUGCGUCUCCGGCCUCCUGAGCUCCACUUCCUUCUUGAAGACUUAAGCCUCAAAUUGGACCAUGCACUUGUGGCCCCAAAGAGAUUCACUUUCCUUAAGACUAAAGGAAACAAGAAUGCAGGGUUCACUCAUCUGAACCGCUUCUCCCCUCGUCAGAUUGCCAAGAGAGCCGUCAAGCUCCUCCCACAUCUCUGUCAACAUCUGGAAUCCACAAGCGCCUUCUUCCAGACUUUGAUGGAUGAUAAUGAUGGACUGAUAGACGGCCCAGGAUCCCAUUCUCCUGAAUACAAUGAGAUGGUAUCGUGUCUAAACCUCCUUCUGAAAUCUCUACUUUCACUCUUCUCAUGGAACGGAUUCCAAUCCAGUGAAAGUAAAGCUGUUUUUGAGGAUGCACUGACGGUUCUCACAGCCCGCACCAAAAGCAGUAAACGAUCACAACUCACUUCCAAACAGCUGCACAAAAAUGCAUUCACCUAUCUGGAGAAGUUUAUGGAGACAUUGCCUGAUCUACCCAGUGCUGUUUUGCUCCUCCGUCUCCUUGUAUCGCUGGAUGAGCUCACAGAUGCACCAGAUAAUCGCAAGAAGUUAGCCAGCUUGUCCGAGGGACUGUUGAAAAGAGAAUGGCUUGGGUCGGACGGUCAGAGGGAGAAAGGAGCUAAGCACAAUGAAGUCUUACAGAGACUGAUCAAAAUCUACUUGAGCCAUACCCCUGAUACGCUGAAAAGCAUACAGGACCUGUGCACUAUUGGGAUACAAGAACUGAUGAGCACUGAAGAUAAGAAGGGAUGCUCUACGACUUAUCCCACUCUCCACAGGGCAUCUUUUGGUAGCUUCUAUCGCGUCAUGUUUGAGCAUGUCAUCAUCUGCAUCAAGAACAUGUGCGUUGGGAAGGCGUCUGUCGGGCCACGCAUGACUGAACAACGGCUGAUCCGCUGGACCAUGGCGGUCCGAGUUUUCCAAAUUCUGAUCACCAUGCUGAAAGAAUUUGAUGCCAGGAACAACUUGUCAUCUGCUCUGAAGUACGCAAGACAGUUUAUUGAGCUGUUUUUGAGACACGGGAUGCCUCUGUUGGAUAAGCUCUUCCCAAACCACAGGGAUGAUGUGAUGGCUCUGUUUAAAACCCUGCAGCAAAGUACACGGAACCUGCAUCACAUAUGCGGUCACUCAAAGGUUGCAAAGGACGUAUCCUUGACCAAUCAUGUACCAGCCAUGAAGCGUAUUCUGGAGCAGUUUGUGUACAGAGUGAAGGCAUUGUUGACAAUGCAUAAUUGCCAUGAAGCAUUCUGGUUGGGCAACCUAAAGAACAGAGACCUACAGGGGGAGGAGAUCUUAACACAACAGACUAAUGACUCAGACAGCGAGGCGGGGGAUGAUGAAGAUGAAGAAUCAGUACUUUCUGAUGACAGUAACAGCGAUGGCAAAGCGUCAACAAUAGCCUAUGAUGAGGAGAAGGGGGACAGUGAUGAAGAAUCGUACAGCAAAAGCUUCUAACCAUAUACAGUCGCAUGGAGAGCUUCUGGUAUCACCAAACACUAUGGAAAUUACAUGUUAUUUCAGAUGAUCAAAGUAAGACGUUUAAUGUGUUUGAAAGUGUUUUCUGUUGGCUUUGUCGUUUGGGAAGGUAGCCAAUUGCUGGUGGCCUUGGGGAAAACAGUCAAUGGCUUUUGGGUUUGCCUUUAGGGUAGACGGCCAAAAGACUGCUGGAUACAGAAGAAAAUAGCUGAAGACUGUUGGCUUUGCUUAUUGGGGAAACAGCCACAGGUUUUUGGUGUUGCCUUUUCAGGCUUUAAUGCACACAGCUUUAAUAUUAACCUAAAUGCACACAUCUAUGUACAGUUCAUGUAGGGGCAAUAAUGACCUCAAAGGUUGACCAACUUUAACAAAAAGGUCAUAUUAAAGGUCAUGUCAUAAAUUAACAUUCCCCACUGUGUUCCAUGUUUACUUAAUACUUUCUACAUUUGUAAAACAUAAGAGAAAAGAAAAAAAUGUAUGUAUGUAUCAUGUAAUAAUUUGACAUUUGUAUUACUGGUGGAAACACCAAAUACUCAACAAUGUUACAAAAGCCCGAAGGAUGAUUAAUCCUAAAAAAAAAAAAUAUACUUUAAGGUUUUUUGUGUGUAAUAAGAGGAUUUGUGUAAAACAAUUGUAAAAUCAGAAAUUUACCAAAGAGAUGUACACGUAGGCCUAUCAACUGGUUUACUGCAGUCAGAGUAGAAACAUAACUGUAUACUACAUGUAUACACAAGAAAAAUCUAUGCAUUGAGCAGCAACAUUGAGAAACAUUCAAGAUUUUUUAGUCCUUCCCAUAAAAAAAUAUGCUCAUUUCGUUCUUAGAGUUAACAGUAGUGCACUAGCCAGAUGCACAAAUGCGCCGCGCCCCCAAUCAGCCCCAUACAGAAGUAUGCGAUUUUUCCUCUUUUUGUCAACCAGUAGCACUAUUGUGCACGCUUUACGUGCAACUUAUGCCUGCCACACGGAGGUUCUAUUGGUAUAAAACAACAAAUGGUACUAGUAGCACUUAAAGACUAAACUAAAAGCUUUAGCUGCUUUCAUAACAACACCUUUUCUGUGUUGUUAUAUUUGACUUAAUCGUAUUUCAAUAUUUUCCAAUAAUUUUUCUUAUUUCAGGGUUAAAAAGAAAGAUUUGAGUAAACAGAACGGAGGAUCAAAUGCAUGGUUAUUAAUAAUGGUACUAAACAUCUCUUCUUUUCUUAGCGGAUUUCUUUGCAAACAGUUAUUAAAUUUUUCAAAUCCUUUAUAAAAAAAAACAAA